Messenger RNA from Drosophila suzukii, 788 nucleotides. The record is from RefSeq and is a predicted model, not a curated record. Lineage: Eukaryota; Metazoa; Arthropoda; Insecta; Diptera; Drosophilidae.
UUCCAGAAACUGCACGAAAUGUGCAAAUGGUACUAUAUUGUAAUAUUAUUCUAUUUAGUGCCACGAGGGCGCUGUCUUAAUAACUAUGAGUCCGAGGAUAAUAAGUUAUUUACGAAGUUCUUUAAUCAAAUCGACAUUCAGUUGUUAAAACUAGAAGCCAAGCACAUGUCCCUCUUCAUUCAUCAGCAGUCAUGUACCAAUGGCUCGAUUCAAGUAGAAGAGUCGGCCAAAACUGUAAGUCAAAGCUUGAACAAACUGGGUUAUGGGUCUUCUAUACUACAGAGCACAAAAGAGCAGUUCAAGCUUUUGGAGCAACUGCUGAGAACCGAUUGUCCAAAUGAAAUUUAUCAUCAUUUUCAAACGAUCCGCUCGUAUAACCCACAUUCUCAUUUUGCCUACAUACCUGAUCGACCUGCGGUGCCGAUACGUCCUCCUUCCCGUCCUCGUCCUGCUCCUCCUCCUCCUCCUCCUCCUCCUCGUCCCCGUCCUGCUGCUCCUCCUCCUCCUCCUCGUCCCCGUCCAACUAAACGUCCUACACCGGCUAAGACCACAAAGAAUCCUUGUGAGCUACAAGACGGACAUCGCGUAGUAAUUCCAGAGUUCGAAUUGCCACCAGGAUACGAACUCGUUGAAAUUGAAGUACAUUCUUUGUGUCCCAAUGGAAAGCAUUAAAAUAUUAUUUAUAAUUAAAUUUCGCCUUUAAAAUGUGCAAGCACUUUAAAAUACUUCCUUAAAGCUAUAAAGAAAUAUCAAAAAAGAAAAUGAUUCUUACUAAACCAAGCAUAAUA